AUGCUGCUGAAACCAGCAACGCCGCUGUCCGUCCUGCUGUUCGCUGCCUUCGCCCUGCUGCUGCUCUCUGUCCUUUCGACCCCGGUCAUCAAGGGCGUCCCGCUGGCACAUACAAUGAUUCACUUUGCGUCUUUGGCUGAUGCGAGAGACGGCGCCUUUGGAGACCCCAAGGCGGACGGUGACUUCAACCUGCCGGCGUCGAUCCGCCAUACGCUCUCGUCGCUCCUGAUCGUCCACCCCAUUGCUGCCUUUCUGACUCUCGUCUGCUUCGGCCUGGCUGCCGCUGCUCACCUCCAUGCCCCCUCGCACUCCCCGCGCUACCUGCUGGGCCUGCUCAUCCUGCUGCUGCCCACGCUGCUCGUCUCCCUGCUCGCAUUCCUCGUCGACAUCCUCCUCUUCGUGCCCCAUCUCAAAUGGGGCGGCUGGAUCGUCCUCGCCGCCACCGUCAUCCUCACCACCUGCGGCAUCCUCACCUGUGCCAUGCGCCGCACCCUCGUCAGCCGCAAGGCCCGCAAACGGCGUAUCGCUGAGAACGCAGAGAUGAACGGCGAGAACUUCUACAACCGCCAGAACUCCUUCAAGAUGGACCCGCCACCAUCCACCGUCAACAUCGAGGUCAAGGAGGACGUCUCGUCUCCCGUUCCAACGGCAGAGACCGUCUCUGCCUUUGCCCGGUUUGAGUCCGACCGCCGACCCCGAGACGACGACAGCAGACGGAUGCGCCCUCGCGCUCCUCCCACUAGCAACGAGCGGUUCUGGGCUCCAAGCGAGACUGAUGUAGGGCCCAUGGACCCGCCCGAGACUCCUGCAAACCAGGACGGACCCUACAACCAUUUCCCGCCGCCGCGAAGACGGCCGUCCAAAAACACCAUGGGGAACUAUCGAGAUCCCCCACGGCCACGGUUACGGCGGCCGCGGCAGAAGCAACCCCGGUCCUGGCCCUUUCCGCUACGCCGUCCACGCAGAGAAGACGAUGACAUGUAUGGAACUGCCCCGGCCGCUGGCGGCAUGGGCCGGGACAUUGAAAUGGAACGCUCCCGGGGCUCAUUUCCUUCCCGGGACCAGCACCACAUCGAAGAUAUCUCCCAAGCUUUUGCUGACAUCCUCGCUCUCAGCGCAUUCAUCCCGGCGAGAAGUGGCUGGAACCGGAACGAUCAACCGCUCUCCCCCAUCGACGCCCGCGGUUCUCCCAGUCCCAUUGCUGCUAUCAAUACACAACCUAGAGACAUGACACGAUCUCCUCCCCGGGGUGCUCAUAACCCUACCAGCACCUACUAUGAAGACGUAGAGACGCGCUUCACCAAUACGUCAAACCCUGAUCCUGCAUUUAUCCCGACUACCCUCACCCCUGGCAGCAUUGCCCCUGAACCCGAGCAGAGAACCUCAGUCGAUGCUGUGCACGGCCUGCGCUCUCCUGUCAGUGACAUCAGCCACUUCACCUCCAUCUCCCAGCGUGGAAUCAAUCCCAAGUGGCAGCCGCCGGAAUGGGACAACCCCCGAGAAAAGGUGCAGAAGCAGCGCGACGCUCUUCUAGGCAACAACCCUGACUUCCAGCUCGGUGCCGUUGCUGGCCGGUCCAACUCUGCAAGGCGCGGUGGCAGGAUGCCCCAGGUUAUCGCAAUGCCGCCGAUGCCACCAAUGCCUGCUAUACCGGCAGCGUACACGCGCAGCUAA
This is a messenger RNA of Nannizzia gypsea CBS 118893, 1674 nucleotides long. Its product is annotated as pH-response regulator protein palI/RIM9. The record is from RefSeq and is a predicted model, not a curated record. The transcript is spliced from 4 exons. Gene Ontology annotation, cellular component: growing cell tip; cell division site; plasma membrane. Lineage: Eukaryota; Fungi; Ascomycota; Eurotiomycetes; Onygenales; Arthrodermataceae. The coding region runs from base 1 to 1674 and encodes 557 amino acids.